GGUCGCAAAUCAGCCAGGUAACACACAGUCACACACACACACCACCUCCAAAAACCAUAACCAAAAACCCCUCCAUCAAAUGUUCGCCACCGCCGCCGCCGCCAUGAGAAGAGCUUCAACACUCUCCGCCGCAUCAAUAUCUCGAGCCCUCCUUUCUUCCUCCGAACACCACCUUCAUAAACCUUCCUUCAUCGCCACCGCUUCUUCUCGCCGGUGGUUUUCAUCAUCCAUCAAACCCACCUCCCCAAAUGCAUCUUUCUCCACCACCACUAAGCUUUUUACCUCGUUAGGUUGUCUCGCCGCCGCCGGUGCCAUGUUGUUUGAAGAACCGGCUCACGCCAAAGAACCGGUUAAACCGGAUCUAGCUCCAAAAGAAGUUGUUUUAUAUCAAUAUGAAUCUUGCCCUUUUUGUAAUAAGGUUAAAGCAUUUCUAGAUUACUAUGAUGUGCCAUACAAGGUUGUGGAGGUUAACCCUCUUAGUAAGAAGGAAAUCAAAUGGUCUGAUUACAAGAAGGUGCCUAUACUCAUGGUGGAUGGUGAACCGCUGCAAGAUUCAUCAGCUAUUAUUGAUCAGAUGAGAAACAAAAUUAGUCCUGUGAAAUCGACUUCACCAGCCAGUGAUGAUGAUAAUGAAGAAACGAAGUGGCGCCGGUGGGUUGAUGAUCAUUUAGUGCAUAUGCUAUCUCCAAAUAUUUACCGCAACACUUCUGAGGCUCUGGAAUCCUUUGACUAUAUCACUAGCAAUGGUAAUUUCAGCUAUACUGAAAAGUAUACAGUAAAAUAUGCUGGGGCUGCUGCUAUGUAUUUUGUGUCCAAGAAACUGAAGAAAAAAUAUAACAUCACUGAUGAAAGAAAAUCAUUGUAUGAAGCUGCAGAAACUUGGGUUGAUGCACUUGAUGGCAGGGACUUCUUAGGUGGCUCCAAGCCUAAUUUGGCUGACCUUGCUGUGUUUGGAGUGUUGAGACCUAUUCGUUAUCUGAGAUCAGGUAAAGAUAUGGUCGAACAUACCAGAAUUGGCGAGUGGUACACAAGAAUGGAAAGUGUUGUCGGUGAAUCUUCAAGAAUAAAGGCUUAAUCACACUGUAGUUUCUACCAUCCAUCUUGAAAGUGAAAUGAUAAGCAAAAAGUGAAGUAUAUAUGCAUAUUACCUCCAGUCUUGAUUAAUUUGUGUGAAAAGAUUGUCCAUUUUAGUGCUAUGAAGCCAUAGCAUGAUACGAAGUACCGUAUCGCUAAUUUUUUGCUGGAAAAGAUGAGGACCCGUGCCACGUGUAGGCUGGGAUAGAAGAAUAAUUGAACAGUCAGUAGAGUGUGACGUGAUCAUACCAUCACUAAUGCACUAAAACGUAUUAAGAUUUUGCAGUCAAAUUUGAUUUAAUGAGAGGAGUAGCACUAUUACCAUUCAUCAUCUGCUUGUUGCUCAACCAUCUUUGUAAUAAAGUGACGUAUUUUCGUA
Molecule: messenger RNA, 1453 nt
Organism: Erigeron canadensis
Lineage: Eukaryota; Viridiplantae; Streptophyta; Magnoliopsida; Asterales; Asteraceae
Product: prostaglandin E synthase 2-like
Exons: 6
Coding region: 80-1075 (331 amino acids)
Cellular component (GO): mitochondrion
Molecular function (GO): prostaglandin-E synthase activity
Source: RefSeq, a predicted model, not a curated record